AUGGUCGCCAAGACUGCCACGCUCGCUCUCGCUCUCUUCGGCGGCGCCGAGGCGCUCACCAUCGGCGCGGCGCCGAUGCGCUCGAUCUCGCGCUCGUGCAACAUCGAGAUGGCCAAGAAGUCGGUGGGCGACCUGUCCGAGGCUGACCUGAAGGGCAAGAAGGUGCUCGUCCGCUGCGAUCUCAACGUCCCGCUCGACGGCAAGACCAUCACCGACGACACCCGCAUCCGCGCGUCGGUGCCGACCGUCAAGUACCUCGUCGAGAAGGGCGCAAAGGUGCUGCUCUCGUCGCACCUGGGCCGGCCCAAGUCGGGCCCGGAGGACAAGUUCUCGCUCGGCCCCGUCGCGCCGCGCCUCUCUGAGCUGCUCGGCAAGGACGUCGUCAUGGCCCCCGACUGCAUCGGCGACGGCGUCAAGGCGCCCCGCACCCAGCCCUUCCUCUCCCGCCGCGACCACCACCCACCGCCUCCUGCGGGCCUCGCGGAGAAGAUGUCUCACAUCUCGACCGGCGGCGGCGCCUCGCUCGAGCUGCUCGAGGGCAAGGUGCUGCCCGGCGUCGCGGCGCUCCAGGAGGCCUAG
Emiliania huxleyi CCMP1516 is the source of this 579-nucleotide messenger RNA. RefSeq names its product phosphoglycerate kinase. The record is from RefSeq and is a predicted model, not a curated record. The transcript has 2 exons. Gene Ontology annotation, cellular component: cytosol. NCBI's taxonomy places the organism in Eukaryota, Haptophyta, Isochrysidales, Noelaerhabdaceae. Gene Ontology annotation, molecular function: ATP binding; phosphoglycerate kinase activity; ADP binding. Bases 1 to 579 code for a protein of 192 amino acids. Gene Ontology annotation, biological process: gluconeogenesis; glycolytic process.